Dovyalis caffra is the source of this 1305-nucleotide messenger RNA. The record is from the annotation of a GenBank genome assembly. Lineage: Eukaryota; Viridiplantae; Streptophyta; Magnoliopsida; Malpighiales; Salicaceae.
AUGGCUGAUGUCGAACAAAUCCUAGGAGACCUGAACAAAGACUCCUUUGUUAACCUCUUGACAAACCUCAUCGGAGAGUCCAAAUAUGUCCAAAACAACCCACCAGAGCUGAUCCCUGAAGAAGACAGGAUUGUCAAGCAUGUAUUGAAUUCUCUUCUCCCUUACAGCACCACCAGAGGAGGUCCCUUGAUUGUGAAUCAUGUCUCUUAUUUCCCUCAUAGAGGCAAUCUUAUUGUGGAGUACCCUGGUACUGAACAAGGAAAGAUCUUGUCUUUUGUUGGCAUGCACAUGGAUGUUGUCACUGCCAAUCCCAAUGACUGGGAAUUUGAUCCAUUUUCAUUGAGCAUCGAUGGAGAAAAACUUCGUGGACGUGGAACCACUGAUUGUUUGGGACAUGUUGCCCUUGUGACCGAACUAAUGAAGAAGUUGGGGGAGACAAAGCCUAAAUUGAAGUCAACAGUAGUUGCAGUCUUUAUAGCUAGUGAGGAGAAUUCUUCCAUAACAGGGGUUGGUGUGGAUGCACUGGUGAAAGAUGGUCUGCUCAAUAAGCUGAAGGGAGGCCCUCUUUAUUGGAUUGAUACAGCUGAUAAACAACCUUGCAUUGGUACUGGUGGUAUGAUUCCUUGGAAACUUCACGUUACCGGGAAGCUUUUUCAUAGUGGCUUACCGCAUAAGGCUAUAAAUCCUUUGGAGCUGGGCAUGGAGGCACUUAAAGAGAUGCAGUCACGAUUUUACAGGGACUUUCCACCUCACAAGGAAGAGCAAGUAUAUAGAUUUGCAACACCAUCAACAAUGAAGCCAACUCAAUGGGGUUAUCCUGGAGGUGGGAUCAAUCAAAUUCCUGCUGAGUGUACAAUUGCAGGAGAUAUCAGGCUAACUCCCUUCUAUAAUGUCAAAGAUGUGAUGACCAAACUACAAGGAUAUGUGGAUGACAUAAAUGAGAACAUUGAGAAGCUUGGCACAAGGGGCCCGGUUUCAAAAUAUGUCCUACCAGAAGAAAACCUGAGGGGGAGCCUUGCUGUGAGCUUUGAUGAGGCAUCCUCUGGAGUUGCCUGUAAUCUUAAAUCUCGUGGCUUUGAAGUGUUGUGUAAAGCAACUGAAAAGGUAGUUGGGCAUGUCAAGCCAUACUCAAUCACAGGGACUUUGCCACUAAUUCGAGAUCUGAAAGAUGAAGGUUUUGAUGUUCAAACUGCAGGCUACGGUUUAAUGGCUACAUACCAUGCCAAGAAUGAGUACUGCCUGCUUUCUGAUAUGUGCCAAGGCUACAGGAUUUUUUCCAGCAUCAUCUCUCAAUUAGAGAAUUGA